AUGCACCCUGGUGCACUUCAAGAUCGUCUUGAAUUGCCAUUGCCCGCCAUGGCUUCCGGCAGCAACCAGGGCAGUCUGCGUCAGCGCAACGUGCCUGGAAAAUCGACGUCUCCAGCCCCUCCCUCUGCCCAAAUCGAUGAUGUCGCGCUCGAUAAGCUAGCGGCGGCCAAUGCCAAGCCCGUCGUUUCGGAGAAUAACUUCAGGAUUGCCUUUGCCGUGAUCACCGCACUCGCGUUUGUCACUAGGUUCUGGGGUAUCAGCCACCCAAACGAGGUCGUAUUUGACGAAGUCCACUUUGGCAAGUUUGCGUCGUACUACCUCGAGAGGACGUACUUCUUCGAUGUCCAUCCCCCUUUGGAAAGCUUCUUUUGCUCUCAUGGGCUGGUUGGUUGGCUACGAUGGCCAUUUCCACUUUGA
Messenger RNA from Parascedosporium putredinis, 417 nucleotides. NCBI's taxonomy places the organism in Eukaryota, Fungi, Ascomycota, Sordariomycetes, Microascales, Microascaceae. The record is from the annotation of a GenBank genome assembly.